CUAGAUAAAAUUCUCAACACUCUUACCACUCAAACACCAAGUUCAAAAACUUUUACUCACACACAAUUUGAUGAUACAACUGUCUCACAUAAUCAUAAUGACAACAUCAAUGACAUGUUCAUGCAGAAUGACGAACUUAUUGAUAACACCAUCAAUACUCCUCACAAAACUCUUUAUUUUGACAAGCUCAUCAAUCAACUAUAUCAAAAAGAUGUCACAAUUAAUGAACUCACAAAUCAAAAUAAACAGCUCUACGAAUCAUACAAUACUCUCAGUAAAAGAUUACUCCAACUUGAACAAAAUAUUAACAAUGUACUCUCACAACAACAAUAA
Molecule: messenger RNA, 333 nt
Organism: Ambispora gerdemannii
Lineage: Eukaryota; Fungi; Glomeromycota; Glomeromycetes; Archaeosporales; Ambisporaceae
Source: the annotation of a GenBank genome assembly